Geodia barretti is the source of this 3481-nucleotide messenger RNA. The record is from the annotation of a GenBank genome assembly. Lineage: Eukaryota; Metazoa; Porifera; Demospongiae; Tetractinellida; Geodiidae.
GUCCAGUUGGGACUGGGACAGAGGUUGUAGUCCGCUUGGCAGAGAAACAAGUUGACAUCAGAGUCCUGGACGACGGCCCUAGCGGUAAUCCAUCAAAACACCUAGUUAAUUCACACCCGUUAACGACUGAAGUAAAUCUAGCUAUAGUCAAUGCUAUCUAUGAUAGGGCCCGCAGUUUAUUACAAGCACGAUUGCCACGGUUGUGUCGAAGAAGAGGUGUACGGAGUGAUGUGGAGGGUGUCUGCACGCCGGAGUCUACCUGUGCUCAGUAUGCUACAUGGCCAACCAUCAAUGCUCCAUGCGCAUCGAUUCACAUGUAUGAUGGACAGACGACGGGAGAAGUUUCGAGGCUGGGAACGAGCAGAAAUCCCGAAGUAUUCCAGUCAGUGUUCUGUUCUAGGAGAUGAGGUGGUGAGGGGGACUGAAGGGAGAGGGACUACCCAAGAUGGUGGAGUGGGUUAGGACGGGGAAGGUGGGAAGUAUGAAGGAUAAUGAGGGAGGUAGUGAUAUGAGCGGAGUGUGUUGGGUUUGGUGACGGGGGAGAAUGGGAACAAGGAAGAGUAAAAGAGCUGACAAGAGGAGGAAAGGUUGGUGGUGGGUGUAUUGCUCUGGCAGCGGAGGGUUCUAUUAUCUGAACACCUUCUGUACUCUGUCAAGCUGUGAAGCCUCCUAGCUCAGGGGAAUAGUGACUGGGGACAGAAUAAGUGUGAGGUAAUUUGCUGAGUGGACGACCUGAAAUGGCAGAGAGAGAUUGGUAUUGAUGUGGACCAGUCGGGAAGUCAUUGUACUCCUGGAGAAUGGAGGCUCAUUGGUCUACCUGGCAAAUCCCUCGUUCUAAGUCAGAACCAGCGCGCCAACAAGGUGGAUGUGCCGGUGUUUGAGCCGGGUGACGUGGUGAGGAUGAUCUCAGACAUGGCUGAGGUGUACAGACUUCAGCAGGGACACGGAGAGUGGAAUGGCGACAUGGCUCUGUGUCUAGACCAGGUGGGGAAGGUGAUCAAGACUCCAGGAGAGGUGAACGUGUUGGUCAGCAUCGCAGGCUAUCGGUGGACCCUCAACGCCCACUGUCUCCGCCACGCCCCCGGGGAAACCCUCGCUCCUGAAUCUGACUCUAACAUUAGUCUGCCCCUGUUGGGAGGUCUGAGUCUCCUGCUUGAUUCUCUGGGUCCCAGCAUCCUCAUACAUGCCGCCUCCAGGGGAGAUAUCUCCACUGUCAAAACUUUCCUGGAGAGAAAUCCACACCAGGUUAACACACUGGAGCAAGGAAAGACAGCGGUACAUGUGGCUGUGGAGGAGUCCAGACUCAAGGUUCUGGAAGUGGUUCUCAAGUUCAAACCUGACCUAUCAAUAAUGGAUGGAGAUGGAGAUGCACCUCUUCACACUUGUGCCUUUCUUAAUGCCACGGAGGCAGCUCCAAUCUUGUUAGAGGCGGGAGCUGAUGUCAAUGCAAGGAACGGCAAACGCAGCGUCACUCCCAUCAUGAUAGCUGGAGCCGUGGGCCACUAUGAACUGCUGGAGAUAAUGGCCGCACACCACUCAGCAGACGUCAAUAUUCAGGACAGCCAGGGCCAGACAGCUCUGCACCAUGUCCUGUCGUCACAGAGAACGCGAGCCAUUCCAAUCUUGUUGUCGGCCGGAGCGAACCUCACACUCCUCAACUCCAACUUCUUCACCCCACUGAUGGAGGCUGCUGGACACGGCUCUCUCCCUGGUGUGGAAGACAUAGUAAGACAACGUCCUGACCUAAUGGACUGGCAAACAUUAGCUGAUGGUAUCACCCCACUACAAUUGGCCGGCAUUAAGAAUAGACUCUUCAUCGUCCAAUACUUAGCUCUCAGCGGCUGUGAUCUUAACCGCAAGAGUGGGCAGCACCUUCGAACUGCACUACAUGCCACGGUCAUUGAAGGGUACGCGGCCGUCAUUGAGUGCCUAGUUGGGUUUGGCUGUGACAUCAGCUGCAAGGACAGUGAUGGGAACACGGCACUGCACAUUGUGUUUGUCAACAAGAGCGCUCAACCACUCUCUGAUUACACCCCGCAAAUGAACAAGGUCCAUGAGGAGUUGAGUAGACUUCCGCGUCGUGAGUCGGUACCCAGGUACCUGACGUUGGGGUGUUUCCUGAUCAGGGAGGGGGCUGACCCAUGUGCCAGGAACAACCUCGGCCAGACCCCCGCCCAGGCCUGCCCCAGUGACACCAGAGACAUUCUUCUCAACUAUGUCAACAAGAGCAAUCGAGGUGAGUUUCAUGGGAGUCUGAGGAGAGACAGAACCUCUGCUGCCAGCAAAACUGACAACAAACCCAGUGUGCCGAGCAGUUCUCCAAGUAUCAUCUCUGACUCGGCCACAAUAUCUCAGCAGCACAGUAUCGUGGCAGGGAGUGGGGGCUUUAGGGUUAGCGGCAGUCGUCUCGGCGGUGGCCACGGAAGCAUUAUGGAUGCCCAGCAUCAGGAACUAGGAGGAGGUGGAGGAAGUGGAGGAGGAGGGGCAGGAAGACAGAGCCAGAGGGAGAGAGACAGACUACGGUUGCAAGAGACCAAAAGAAAAGAAGUAACGAGUGAGAGCGAGGAGCCACGUAUCCCGAGUGCCGAUGAGAGGGAGCAAAUUAGGAAACACCGACAGGCGUAUUUCUGCCUCACAGGCAGCAAAGAAAAAGGCUACUGUGUCUGCCUCACUGACUACUGGACAAGGAAGUAGGGUGACUGAGAAUCAGCACACGGUAGAAGUGGUGGACACCAAGACAAGGGGACAACAAGCAGCAUCACUUGGUAGCCCAGAUACUGCGGAAAGUAGGCACCAAACUAGUAAAACAGCAGGAGAGUAAGCCACAACCUAGUGAGACUGCCGAAAGUAAGCCAGAAGCAAGAAAAUUGGCUGAAAAUAAAGCAAAGGGGAGUGCGUCCAGGCCAACAUUGAGAAGUAGUGGUGCAAACUCCGUGAAGGAUGACAGUGGGAAAGAACAGAAGAGAAGGGCGAAUGAGAACAGUGAGCAGGUCCAGAGAAAGACAGUUGGCACAGAGGAGAGAAAGAAAGAGAAUAGACAGCAGCAAUACAGUGGUAGUGUUAGUACAGGAAAAGGAACUUCUUUUCAACCACUUACACAGCCUCAAUUUAACGCUAAGGACGGAGCAAGUGCUGCAGUGCCGUGUUUCGUAUGUGAGAGUCCAGCUAACGCAAGGUUCGCUCCAUGUGGGCACAACGUUGCCUGCAAGACCUGUGCCAGUCGAGCAAAGCGCUGUCCCAUUUGUAAGGUAUUGGUAACUGGAGUAUCCUAGGAGAGAAAAUAAUCAAUUCCUGUUGUAAAAUGACAGAAUAAACAUCCUUUGCAUUUUUAGUCACCAGAAAUCCCAAAUUUUAUAGCUAUAUAUUACUCUACGGUUUUUUUUUUAACAAAGAGAGUGUACCUAGUCAUCUGAAUGCGGGAUUUUUUAUAAUGCGUGACGUGUGCUGCACAUACCGCAAUGAUUCUGAACAUCAUUAUAAA